Messenger RNA from Malassezia globosa CBS 7966, 987 nucleotides. RefSeq lists its product as uncharacterized. The transcript has a single exon. Gene Ontology annotation, biological process: inner mitochondrial membrane organization. Gene Ontology annotation, cellular component: mitochondrial inner membrane. Bases 1 to 987 code for a protein of 328 amino acids. The record is from RefSeq and is a predicted model, not a curated record. NCBI's taxonomy places the organism in Eukaryota, Fungi, Basidiomycota, Malasseziomycetes, Malasseziales, Malasseziaceae.
AUGUUUGAUCCUAUCCGUAUCAAGCUGCAACAUUGGCUCGAUAGGAACAAGCCAUUGGCAAAGAACAAAAUUAGCGAACUAGGGCAUCGCUGGAAUGAUUUCAGCGGGUAUGCAGACAUCAAUGCAUUGAAAGAGCAAGUGGAAGUCAAAGCUGAACGGCUCAAAACACUUCAGCAAGAAAAGGACGCUGCCAAAGAAGUCUAUAUCCAAGCGGUGUCAGAUCGAUCCGUAUCACAGCGUCGAGUCAAUGACCUUUUAUCUCGCAAGUCGACGUGGAGAGACUCGGACUUGAUGGAAUAUACGUCGCUGCUACACUCGGAGCACAGUCAUGCUAAAGCCGAAGAACAAAGUCAAUUGGAGUAUGAGCGUGCAGAAGACAAUAUGCAAAGGGGGUUUGAUGAUCUAAUGCGUAGUGUUAUGCGCCGGUACCAUGAAGAACAUAUUUGGAGCGACCGUGUUCGAAGUAUCAGCACAUAUGUCAGCGUUGGCUUGGGUGCUCUGAACGUAUUGGUGUUUAUUCUUGCACUGUUCAUCGUAGAGCCAUACAAACGCCGACGUCUCGCACAAACACUUGAGUCGCGACUUCUCUCUGGCGAAGAGGCCGCGAGACAUCGUAUGCAUGCUACCAUGAUGUCUGUUGACGAGAGGUUAGCGGACAUUGAGUCGUCUGUGUGUCCACCGCCUACUGCGGCCGGCGUAAGAGCUACAGAUGCACCUGUAGCCAGCGAUGCAGGUGCUGGCACAGGACGAGGAGUAUCGGCCUCGAUCCAACGUGCCCGUGAUAUUAUGAAACGCGGCGCCAGCUUCGCAUGGGUUUCGCAAGUGAUGCACUACCUUCAUAUGUGUCGUGUGUACAUGGCCACGGCUUGGGCGAACAUGAUUCCAUUCCACACGGAGCAGGGUGCGAUCACACAUUUGGCGGCCACGACAACCGGCGUCAUGGUCGGCAGCGUGCUAUCCUACGUGCUGUACCUGGCCCUAGUGUAA